Ostrea edulis (European flat oyster) is the source of this 2654-nucleotide messenger RNA. RefSeq names its product proton-coupled zinc antiporter SLC30A2-like. The transcript is spliced from 9 exons. NCBI's taxonomy places the organism in Eukaryota, Metazoa, Mollusca, Bivalvia, Ostreida, Ostreidae. Gene Ontology annotation, molecular function: zinc ion transmembrane transporter activity. The record is from RefSeq and is a predicted model, not a curated record. Bases 951 to 2156 code for a protein of 401 amino acids. Gene Ontology annotation, cellular component: plasma membrane. Gene Ontology annotation, biological process: response to zinc ion; zinc ion transmembrane transport.
UGUAUUCGAUUUUGUUACAGCUGCAUAUGUAAUAUAAUAUCAAUUACAUUGAAAAUCUUUUCUUUUUUUUUGUAAAAAAUAUUGUAAGUUCCUGUAGAAAUAUUUUUGAUAUUGUAAACCCUUCCGAUGUUUUUCAAAGAUGAUAUAUUUAUUUACAUAUACAGAAAGCUGUAUAUCUCAGACAUGAAAAAUCCCAACAAUAAGCUAUUGUAAAAUCACAUACUGUCUGGUUCGUUUUAAUUAUUCCGAGAUGAUAAUCAUGCUGUAUGUUUCAUUGGUAAUCUUGUUGUAAAGGUUCACGAUAAUGUAGCACGUGAUAUUUCCGUCGUCAAUAAUAUAAUAUAAUCAAACAUGUCCAUGCGCAUUUUUAAAGCAGAGACAACUGUUAAUUUAAUUUCAUCUAACCUCAAAAUGAAAUAUUAAAUUUGAUACUGUGUUUUAGUGAAAUACGUGUACAAGUUUUAUAAAUAAUCACAAAAAACCCCAUGAAAUGAUAUGUGAUAAACAUAAUUAAUCAAUACCAUGUGCAUGUACAUCUAGACAAUAGUGAUGUAAUUUCAGGAAAAUCAAAUCAUAAAUCCGUUUUAAGUUGGUGUUAAUGAUCGCCGGUAUACAUGUAGCUGAAUAAGUUUGGGACUGCCACACCAACAGAUGACAGCAGCAGGCACUAAACUUAGUUUAAUAAAGCGCAUCUGUCCCCGCACUUGAACAUGGCCGUGUGCAAAAUAACUCCAAAUUCGAACAUUAGGAUAUCUGCACGCAGUACCAAUGGAGAACACACUCAAACAGGAUUAAGAACUUAGAAAAAUACCUAUCAUUCAGUCAGUUGCUCCUGAGAAAUAUGUCCGAAUUAUUAGUUGAAAAAUAGCAUGAAAAUUCUGAAGUUUUUAUUCUUUGGCUUAACACAAACUGCAUAAAACCCAAGCUUCGGCAAGAACGGAACCUCGAAGAUGACCAGCGGAGACAGUCUAACUAUGAACUGGAGAAAUGGUGCAACAGACAGUUCAGACAAAGAAAACAUGGAUGACCAAUUGAGCCAUUGUCAUACGGAGAAAAACCAGGAUAUUUUCGACAAAAAAGCAAGAAGACAACUUAUUGUUGCCAGCAUCUUUUGUUCCAUGUUCAUGAUUGGAGAAGCCGUGGGAGGUGCAUUAGCAGGUAGUCUUGCCAUUAUGUCUGACGCCGCGCAUCUUUUGACUGAUUUUGCUAGCUUUGGAAUAAGUCUAGUUGCAAUGCACUUAACAGUUAAAAGGAGGACCAAGAAAUUAAGCUUUGGAUGGUACAGAGCAGAAAUCAUUGGUGCUCUGGUUUCCAUCAUGUUUCUCUGGGUGUUGACCGGUGUACUUGUUUAUCUCGGUGUGCAGAGGAUAAUCCACCCAGACUACACUAUAGACCCCCUCAUCAUGUUGAUCACAGCGUCCGCAGGGGUGGUAAUCAACGUCAUCAUGGGUGCCACGCUGCAUCAAGGCGGUCAUCAUCACCAUUCCCACGGGGGGAGCCCAGGGUACAGCCCAACAGACAGUGGUCAUCAGAGCCAGGAUGAUGACAACUCCAAAGAAACCAACAGCAAGCACCUGCUGGACGAUACGCAGAAAUUAGUAGAGUAUGGUACCAUAUCCAAUGCAAAUGUCCACGAUGUCGAGAAAAAUGACCAUGGCCACUCACAUAAAGAGAAAAAUAUCAAUGUCCGUGCAGCUUUUAUUCACGUUCUUGGUGACUUGGUACAAAGUCUGGGCGUUCUUAUUGCUGCUAUAAUCAUUUGGUUUAAGCCGGAGUGGAAAAUCGCAGAUCCAAUUUGUACAUUUCUCUUCUCGAUUCUCGUUGUAUUCACCACUAUGCACAUCGUCAAGGAUAUCAUUAUUGUCUUAAUGGAAGGCGCUCCUCGGACGGUUGAUUUUGUGGACGUGACCAAGAAUCUGCUGGAGAUUGACGGCGUGAAGGAGGUUCACGACCUGCGGAUGUGGUCCCUCUCCAUGAACAAGAUCGCCAUCGCCGUCCAUCUGGCUGUUGAGAAGGACAGAGACCCGAUGACUGUACUAAGGCUGAGCACACGUCUCGUUCGCAAAAAGUUCGGAAUUUCGGAGAGCGUCAUUCAGAUUGAGGAAUAUCACCCAGCUAUGUCCGACUGUCACGAAUGUCAGGAUCCGCCCGACUAACACCGAGUCAUGAAUGUCACAAAUUCCAGGAUCCGCCCGACUAGUACCGAGUUAUCAGGAUGGCCGGAACUCACUGUCCAGAGCGGAUCGUUAUGAAAAAUCGUUCAUAAGGAAUCUUGAAAUUUAACUUUUUAAACACGAUUACAAAUAUAAUUGCGUAUCAAGUUGCAAUGUAUCAUGACAUACAUUUUUAUGUACAUAGAUCUACAUGUAUAUAUGUAAUUGUACAUAGAUAAAUAAUAAUUUUAUAUAUAUAUAUAUAUAUAUAUAUAUACAUACAUACAUUUUGUACAUGUAUAUAUAUGGCAUACAUAGAUCUAUAUAAAUAGUACAUUCUGUAUACAUGUAUAUUAUUAUAUUGUGGUUUUGUUUGAAUUGAUUGUGGAAAAUAGAAAGUUAACUAUACAAUGUAUGUAAAUUACAACAUCCUGUGGUCUUAUGUGAAAAUGUUCACAAUAUGGUACUUUUCACAAAUGGUUUAAUAAAGUGUUAAAUUCA